AUGCCAAUCUUGUACAAGUUCAUCAUUUGGAUCAUCACCGACCCUUCAAAUAUCAAGUUCUAUGUAACUCAUGCUUCCUUCACACAAUUCAACCUUACAACCAACAACACUUUAUACUACAACUUAAAGGUCAACAUCACAGUGAGAAGCCCCAACAAACACACCAUAGUGCACUAUAAGGAGAUCAAAGCAAAAGCAUGGUACAAAGACAAUGGUUUUGGUAAGGUAAACCUAACACCCUUUGAUCAAGGCCACAACAACACAACCUUCCCUAAAGUAGUGUUUGAAGGGCAUAAUGUGAUAAGGCUCAAACCUAAACAACUAGGUGAGUACAAAGAGGAGACAAGUGCUAGAGUUUAUGAUGACUUGGCUGUGGGUUUGGAUCUUACAAUCACAACCAAGAUUGUUGGAAUCGACAGCACUAAUUGGAAGCCAAUUUUGUUGCUCACUUCUUGUACUAGUCUCAAGAUUGUGCUUGAUGGCUACACUGCAAUUAAUGUUCAAUUUUAG
Molecule: messenger RNA, 510 nt
Organism: Cajanus cajan (pigeon pea)
Lineage: Eukaryota; Viridiplantae; Streptophyta; Magnoliopsida; Fabales; Fabaceae
Product: NDR1/HIN1-like protein 2
Biological process (GO): defense response to other organism
Cellular component (GO): plasmodesma; plasma membrane
Source: RefSeq, a predicted model, not a curated record